This is a messenger RNA of Biomphalaria glabrata, 6531 nucleotides long. RefSeq lists its product as uncharacterized. The record is from RefSeq and is a predicted model, not a curated record. NCBI's taxonomy places the organism in Eukaryota, Metazoa, Mollusca, Gastropoda, Planorbidae. The transcript has 11 exons. The coding region runs from base 385 to 4215 and encodes 1276 amino acids. Gene Ontology annotation, molecular function: protein binding.
UUGUAUUCUAUUAGUCCAGGGGUCUAGUGAAUAUCUUAGUAUCUUUUUUAAAGUAUAAUUUCCCUGCUGAUGAUUCAACAGUGUGAUACUUACAUUAUAAUAUAAAUAUUUCAAAUUCUUAUUGAGUUUCUUAUCUGUGUAAUAGGAUCUGUUUCUAAUAGUGUUAAUGCAAUCUUAUAUAUCACUUUGAAUAGACAGUUUUUAUCGCAGGUCUGGAUAAAUUCAAGUACUAAAUAAUCUACUCUGCUUAAUGUAUACAGUGACAGUAUGUUCACAAGUCAAUUAUCUCGCGCGUUUUAUUGAUUUGUAACCAAAACGUAAUUUGUGUAGUGCUAAAAACUAUUUUAAUAUAAAGUUUAGGCCUUUUAUUUUAUAAUUUUUAAAAUGGGAGAAAUAUUCCCAGGACAUUUCUAUACCAGGAAUAAUAUGAACUUUUCUGAUAAAGUUCCUCCUGUUCAUGGAGAUGGAACACGAUUCUAUCCAAAUUAUCAACAAAUGUUCAGUCAAGAAUUGGCACAUUUCUCCUGCGUGAACGUGGCUGGUUUUAUUGAGUCUGAAGAAGACAAUCGACGUGAACAUGUCAUUGGAGACAAAGUCUGUCUUGACCAGAGAGCUCCACACUGGGACUCGACUGAAUGGAGAGAGGAUAGACCCGACAGACAUACGAAUUCAGUGUUCCACAGUACAGGUACUUCUGGCCAAGUGGACCUGUUUCGUGGAAGUUCGCCAAGAGUUCUUCCAUUAGAUGGACAUCAGAUGGACAAUCCAGGGAUGAGAGAGAUUACCAACCAUCGUGGUAACAGACAACAUAGUGGUACCUACGUGAUUAGAGCCCGGCUAAGUGAAAAAGAUCAAAUCAAAAGACUUGUAUUACCUGGGAACGUAGUCCAAGUCUGUGGGCCUCCUAUGGUUGGGAAAUCGGUUCUUGUGGAUCAGGUUGUCGAAGAGAUACGAGAGUCCAACCAAAACCUUGAGAUCUUUAGCAUCAACUGCAAACAUCUCAACAGUCUGCAGCAAGUGUUGAUCAAAGUACACAAAACUCUAUUCGAGGCCACUACAACACUCAAUCCCGUGGACCUCGAGGACACGGCCCGCUUUGUGAAGAAAAUAAAAUCAGUUUUACAGGUCAAAUGUUGCAGCCAUCACGUGUUCGUGUUUCACAAAACGGAAACGCUCCGCCACGCUGGAGAGGACCACGCCUUUUUAGAUUUCCUGUCUGGUCUCGUCAGGUCAGACUGCCAAGUUCACGUGACCGGAACUACUGCAGUAUUCACCACCUUUCAGCAGUUUCCAGUCAUCGGUGAACAUGUUACAGGAGUUCAAGUUGGAAUGUUGACUGAUCCCCUGGACAUUUUGACAUUCUUACAGCACUACGCCCCUGGAUCAUGCGUACGAGAUUACGUCGACAUCUGUCAAAGAUUCCUGUGUCUACCUGAAGCUGUGAGAAGGCUGGCGGAGGAAUAUCUCAGUAUCAGCUCCCAGCGCCCGCCACCUGGCAAUUUACUAAGCAUCGUCUGCAGAGAUAAAGAUCUUUUGUAUCACAUAUUUCACAAAAGAGCAACAGAAGUGAAAAGUUGGAUUGGAAACAAAAGAGAUUUUGAUUUCCUCACCACCCUUGUUCAGUCGUCUCUCAACGUAUUAACAGAAGAGAGUAUCAGAGAAAUUUAUCAGCGAAGAAAUCUACAUCAAAACUAUGAAGACUGGUCAGUUUGCUAUCGGCAAUUGCUGAAGAAAUAUAUUCUACUAAGAUCACGUGGUACUCACUCUCUGUCUAUCCAUCCCCUGGUACUGUAUUAUUGCAACAUGCAUGGUCUGAGACCCCACAGCUCAUCUGUAAAUGACCACUCAACUAAAAGCCACACGCAGCUUUUGUGCAGAGUUCUGAUGAAGACAGACAAAGCCAUGCUUUCGAUUAGCCCCAGAGGCCACGUGUUCGGCUGCAAGGUCAAGGACUGGCCAUAUACCAAACAACUAAUGCAAACAGCCAUCCAGGACGCUACUGGAGGUUAUAAAGCUUUCUUGAAGGUUGCUGUGUCUGCAAGGGAAGUAAUUAUAUCUAGCUGCCCCAAUGAAGCGAAAGCGUUCUAUACAGUUUUAUUGCACAGUGCUCGGUGUUACGGGACUUCCAGUCAGGUGGCUGUCGUGGAGGCUUGCCUAGCACUGACCAUUACCAUCUCUAAAGAUGCCGACUGUAAGUCAUCAGAUCAACAUUUUGAAUCUGCUUUAAAAGUUUUAAAAGCCAACGGGCCAACGUUCUUCUACAGAUGGGCCCAGAGAAAACGUGGCAUCACUUUACAUAGACAAGGUUACCAUAUGAAAUCUCUGGAAGCUUUUAAAGAAUCUAAAAUGAUCCCGGCACAUUUGGCAAUGUUGCCUUCCACUGAUGACAUUCUAUCAGUUCCAGACUCACAGGCUGACGAGGAUUUAGUUUCUGCACAGAUCCAUGAAAGUAUUCCGCUCAUUUUUACUGGAGAAAAUAUCAAGGCGAGAAACAUGCUGUUACAAUUAAAGUCGUCUGUACCAGAUAUAGAGCAUCACCCUGACUACAGUAUUCUACUUAACAGCAUUGGGCUGACCUUAGAGAGAGCUGAAAAUAAAAUACAAGAAGCUUUAGUCUGGUAUCAAAAGUCAGUUAUAGCAAGAAAACCACUGCGAGCUAUCUCCCCUGAAAUUUUAACCAUACCUAUGGUCAAUAUUGGAAUGGCUUUCUUUCAAACUGGACAAUUCGAUAAAUGUGAAAAGUGUCUACAACAAGUGAUUGCCAUUAGGCGUCAAACAGAGUGGCAACAUUUCUACACAGCCUUGACCUUGUUUAAUUUAGGAAUAAUGAAAUGGACCACGGGAAGAGCUUCAGAAGCUUUUAAUGACGUUAAAGAAGCUUUAAACAUUCUUCAAAAGAAAAGUACAACACACCACUUCACGCUAGCGGUUCGUCUAGCUUUGUCCCACAUACAGCUUACCAGAGAUGUAAAGGGCAAUCAAGGGGAGGAUACCGUGGUGGAUCAUUUACAGAAGAUGGCCCAGUUUCACCAAAAUUUUCCAAGCCACAACUCGAACGAGGAGCAGCAUUGCAUGCUGUCUUUCCAUGAGCACCAGCUAAUCAUUCACUGGAAGAAUUCAAAGGAAACGUUCGAUUUCCACAAGAGAUGUUUGUCCAAGAUGUUUCAGGACAUGUCUCGAAUGCCUUCAAAAUUUCCUGCUUGCAUGCAUCUUGCAGAAAGGGAAACAAUUCUGGACUACGUCCAGACGACAGGCUACGACAGCCUGGACUAUAAUUAUUUGAUGAGACAUAUGCGAAAUGUGUGUCGAUUCUGUCAAAUAAUUGCCUCAGUCUACAAUUUAAAUGCAUGGUCUCUUGUCUUUGAUGAGCUUCUAGGAAAGAAAACAAUUUUAUCUGCCUCCCAAUGCAGUGUUAAUCAAAGUUGUAAGGCUCGAAUAAAUCAUUUCCAAGCUGCAAUAACUAAAAGCUAUGAAUCAGAAACACAACGCAAAUGUGUUGAAUACCCGAACCCCUCGUUUAAAAGUUCUUCCCUGCUUAGGAAAUUAAGUCAUCAGUUAAGUCAAACGAUCGAGAGAGACAAUUCCAAUACGCUUGUAAAACGUUCAGGUUACGGAGAGACACUUUUUGAGCGCAGGACAGACAUGAAUGUCACGACUUGCAGAGAGAAUUAUAAUAUACAGCAUGAAGCUACACAAGGAGAUUGGUGUGCACAUUCUAACAGGAAAACAAUCACUAGAAACAUCUCCUUGUUACACAAGACUCCAAUCAUGCAAGCAAGUCACACUGUCGCGACUUCAAGUCAGAACACUGUGGGAUCUGAUAACACUUCUUGUAGCGACAAUAAUGUGUACAGACUUAAUAGAAAGUCUUUUAGAGACAUCAGUGGGCACAGAAUUGAUAGCUCGACAUGUACAGGCAAUGACCACAGACUACGACACAAUGGGCCAGAAGACUUGGACAAUGUAAACAAUGAGCCUCCAAUCAUCAAAGAAACCUCCAUCGUAGCAAGGGCGCAACCUGUCACAACUUAUUUACGUGUUGCUGAGGUCAGUGGCGAGGAGGGUUCUCAUAAAUCUGCUGAGAACUCGAGUCUGUCCUCGUCAGUAGUGGUUGAGCUUCACAGUUGUAGAGAAGUUGACCCAGAUUAUACAGAUCUGCCUGAACUGGUCAGUUUAAACAGCUCAAUAGUGCGUGAUUUCUACGUUGACCUUUAACCCUAAUCUAACAUUUUGUCAGCAACUCUGAUAGAUGUAAAGCUUUUGGUAAUGUAAGUCUAUACUAACCAUUGCUAACUUUAUGAGCUACUUAUAGAAACUAGUACCAGAUGACCGAGCCUCGCUCGUUUGAAUAAUUUCUUGAGGAAAUAUAUUUACUUACUUUGGAUCGGGUAAAGACUUUCAAUUCGAAAAGUAGCUUUCGUGUUCUUUUAGUUCUAAAUGUACAUGGCCAUUAGAAAAGUCUCUUUAGACCCCAUACAGAACACGCCGGUAUGGACAGUAUAGAGGGACUUUUUAUGGUCCGACACUUACCCUGUAGAAAGCACUAUCCCGUAUCAUCGGCCGUAUGGGGGGACGAGUGUUUGUAAAAGGCAGUCUUUUUUUGUGAGCUGAAAGUUGGUAGACGUAACAGAGAUGUCCCACAGAAACGCUUUAAAGACCAGCUUAGGCAUCAACUUGCUUUAACUGACAUGGAAGAGAGUAUCUGACUGCAGGCGGCUCCAGAACAAGAUAGCUGGACAUUUUUUUUAUAAAGGGCGCGGAAUACACAAAUGAAAAUCGAUUGCCAAGGACAGACAUAGACGGCGAGAAGAGAAAUCUAAAUCGACCAUCGGCAUAUAAUGGUUAUGUUUGCGUUGGAUGUGGCAAACUAUGUGGGUCGCAGCUGGUGCUACGUAGCCGCGUAAAAAAAUUCACUCCUCCUUAAUCAUCGGACUCGAAGACAGGAUUUGUAUAAAGACAAUAAGGAAACCUGCUUCCAGAGACCCCCUCCCCCCCACCAUAGAGAUAGGACCGUAGCGCUCUGUUAAUGCUAUAGGCAUGAAAGUUGCACUAUACAAAAAAAAGUGAUUCAAUUAUUACAAUGCAAUUCAUAAGUAUUCAUAACUUUUUAUUUUGUAUUUUAAUAAUGCACAGACUCUUAUGUGUAAUUUCUAGAUUAAUUUAUUGCGAGAGUAUGGAAAAAAAAUAAAAAAUUUGCAGAUGUAUGUUUGGUCAUUGUGUUUUGCGAGUUUAAUUAAUUGUUUACACUUUAAUUGCGGUUAGCCGUGUGGGUGACUUUUACUUUGUUGACUAAGCUAAUAGAGCCUACAAAAGGAUGGUGCGCCAAUGUUUGGUGGGUCUAUUUAACUAAUAAACUAAUACAAAAACAAAAUUUAAUAAAAUACUCUGAAAGACACAAAGAUAAAGGCACAUUCCUCGUCCCAUAUGCUAGGACAAAUUUGUACUCCUUCUUCCCUAGUGCUAUUAGAGCAUGGAAUGGGUUGCCUGAGCUAGCCAGGAAAACCAGUGACUUGGCAGAAUUUAAGUCAUUGGUUAAUAUGCAUGACUAAAUGCAUGACGCGUAGGACGUAAUCAUCUUCCUUUUUGAAGUAACGUCUGUAUUAUAUAAGAUAAGAUAAGAUUAAAAGUUGUUCAUGUUACAAAGAAAUAUUUUAAUUUACUGCUGUAAACUUAAUGACUUAAGCGGAGUUUUUUUCCCUUUGACAUCAGGGAAAAUUUUUCAUUCAUAAAACAGAUCUAGCCAAAAUUAAUUAAACAUUUUGAAACCGAUAUAGCGGUCGUCCCCGAGUUUUCCCCAUGUGGCCAAUAAGUUUAAAAAAUUUUUCUCAUUUAUAUACAUAUAUCUUGAAAUUUUAAAGAUAGAGCCGUUUUCGAAAUGAAAUUUAAAUAUAAAUAUAUAUACAUACAUACAAGAAUUGUUCGCUUAAGAGUAUAGGAUUUUUAAAAAUUGGAAUAUGUGCAGACACAAACAUAAUAUAAAGGUAAAUAUAGUUGUCACGUGAUAAAACAAUGAAUGCCACCUCAACCUGAUUUACAUACAGACGAGAAUGUCUCUCAAGAUUAGGGCUCUACGCUCACAAGCAAAAGUUAUCCACUGGAUGAACCAGAGUCGUUACGACUGAAGGAAGCCAAUUCACUUUUAAAUCAACGAAUGAUGCAGAUCAGUUGCUCGGCUUCCGAACUUGGGGUUUCCGGGUUCGAAUCUUGGUGAAAACUGGAAUUUUUUAUUUCGGGAUCUUUGAGCUUCUGAGUCCAGCUCUAAUGGGUGUCAAGGAAGGAGACCAUUACAUACUAACAAAAAUCAGGCUUCAAGUAAAUGAAGUGUAUUUUUUUAAGUGCAACACACAUCAAGAAAAUGUACACAAUGACGCGCAAAGUUGACAAUUAAUUGAAAAUCUAAAAAUGUUGGAGACAAAUAUGAAAACAUUUUUUAAUAUAUAAAUAAUAAUAUAUGUCUUGAAUAGUGUACACUUAAACAGAAAUGUAUUUAGAUUUGAAAAUGUUAAAAAAUAAAAUAUUUCUUCUUGAUUG